ACAAUUAGGGUACUUUCAUCUAAUUAUUAUUGAACAACAUGUUAUUCAAUGUAAUUUCUUAUUAUGAUUUAAUUUCUAUCUGUUUCAACAGAAAUGACAAAUGCUACUAAAUGCAUCAGGGAUUUGGACAUUUAUUCCGAGAAGAUUUUAACUGAAUGUUCUCAGGGAGGAACCAGAAGAUGGCAGCCAGUUUCAUCAAUUACAGAGAUAAAGCAAGAGUACAACCUACAGCAUUCUUUAAAGAACCUAAAUGGACCCAAAAGGUUGAGAUGAUUCCUCAUCUGCAGCAGCUCCUACGUGAGAACCAAUCUACUUCUGGUGCUUCUCAAAUCUAUAAUGACAAAUCACACUGGUACUCAAUUACAGGCAUCAACAGUGUGAAUCAACAAACACCCAUCAGUGCCUUCACUGGUAUUCCCAGUGGCAAAAUGUACAGUAUUCAUGGUGGAGUUGGAAAACUAGUUGCGCAGCAGCUGCAAAAGCCAAAUAAAAUCUGGGUUGGCAUAAACGGUCAUCGAUUAACAGAAUCCAUUCUCGUGGAAAGUGGAAAAGAGAGAUGUAUUGACAGCAGAAAGCAUUCCAUAAAGUAUGAAUUUAUGCAAGAGAAAUUAACUGAAAAUAUGAGCGUGGAAUCAUCACUUAUACCUCUCAGCAUUGAGGAUCAAAUGACCAGAUCUAAUGUAAAGAUCAUCAACUUUUCUCCACAAGAAGAGAUUCCACCUCAGGUUGAAAGUGGAUCAUGUCCUUUUGAUCCUCAUUCUUGGAAUCAAGAUGUGCAAUCAACCAAGGAGUUAGGAGUGAUUCAUUCAUUUAGUUCUGUAAAUUCACAAUCUACCAUAAAAUCACAUGGCACGUCCGGAGGCAUUGACACGAUCCUGGAAGAUCCUGUAAAAGUAGUGAGAAAAGCCACAAAAUCACAGAAUAAGCAAAUAUAUCUAUUGUCAGAUGAUGGAACAACCAAACGUUUGGAGAUGAGAGAGAACGUAAAAAGGCAACCAGCAAAGAGUGUAAUUAUGCAGAUUUGUGAAAUGGAUGUCAGCAACCUACAAAAUAAUGUUACAUCUGCAGGAUCUUUGUCAAGGGUAGAUAAGUUUAUCAAAAAUGUUUUCAACAUUACACCAGGCAUGAUAUGCCCAAGAAGCCCACUAGCACCUAUCGGCGCAUUUUUACCCCUGAACAGAAAUAUGAAAGAAUCCUUAAACUGCAAAGACCUGGCAGGAGGACAAAAACCAAAACACAAAGAUAUUGGUGUCACCACUCCCACCAAGAUUACAAUCAGUAAUAAGACUUUGUUCCAUUUCACUGCCAAGGCAUUGCAGUGUUCAGAGGAAGAAAAGACAAAUGAGAAAGGGCCUGCAUGUGGAUUGAAUCAUGGGUCUGCCGUUCCUGCUCCAGAAGCAGAUUAUCCUUGUCUUCCACUAAGAGGCUCAGUACAGACUCCAUUGCCCACACAGACCACGAAUCCAAACCAAAAUGUAAACCUUGAUCACCCAUAGAUUCAUAGGAAAGGCCAAAUGCCAAUGUACCAAAAUCUAUAACCAUAGACCCAGGUGCUCAAACAACAUCUACAUUAGCACAAUCAACACCACCUGAAGUGGCUACACCUACAACAAGACAUGAAAACUCUCCAGCCUCUUCACAGUUAAAAACACUUGCAGCUUCACUCAACAUCAAAAAGGUGGGAGAAAAAUGAGAGAUAAAGGAAGCAGGCGAGCUCCAACCUUCAAUCACAUCGAAUAGUAUCACCCAGUCUCCUGUUAACAAUAUACCUCCAACACAGGGUGCUAACGCGAGCCUUUCCAGAGAAAGUUAGGUCACACGGCGCAAGAGUCUCCCUCGAAAACAUUUAAGCAGUCCAACUACAAUGUCGAGGCGAACUGGGGCUCCGAUGUUUAGCCCCCGGCGGGCGAUGAUAAAGAAGCCACCGACUCAAUACCCUGAUUGCUAUUUCUUCUCAUUAGAAAAUAAUCUGGUUGGCAUACUCUCCAAAUAGCCCACUUCCCACUGGCAGUAUGCUUGCAGUGCUUCACUUUUAUCUGGCAAUAAAAUCUUUGCAACUCAGAUUUCUAGAUAUUAGUA
This is a messenger RNA of Leucoraja erinaceus (little skate), 2079 nucleotides long. RefSeq lists its product as uncharacterized. The coding region runs from base 156 to 1496 and encodes 446 amino acids. The record is from RefSeq and is a predicted model, not a curated record. NCBI's taxonomy places the organism in Eukaryota, Metazoa, Chordata, Chondrichthyes, Rajiformes, Rajidae. The transcript is spliced from 8 exons.